AUGGCUGCCCACUCAGAACACUGGGGCGUCGACGACAUUGACGUCGACUUCUCUUCGUCUGAUGACGAGGCGGGCGUGUUCUUUGGCGCUCCUAAGGCUGUCGAGCACAAGAUUGUCGCAGCGCUCUCGAAAUCGAUCACAGCAACCUCUCUGACGUGCGAGCGGUCUCCAGCACCCCGCCGCUCCUCGGUGCGCCUGCAGAAGCGAGACUCGCGCGAAUUCCUGCGUCGCAAGACCCUCCUUCUGAGCUCACAUGAAGCUGGGGCGUCGGGUGAGAAGAUGUGGGAGGGAGGAUUCCACGAACGGACCGACGAGCUGGAGGAAGAUGAGCCAGUUACUGGACCCAGCACAUCGGCGGCGCACCACGAAGACCUCUCUGCCGACCUCGACACCUUGCGGCUUGACACCUUCCCGUCCUCGCCUUAUGACGACGACAAGUCUGAGGAUUACUUUGAUGAAGAGGAGGAAGACAAGGAGAACACCGCUGUCCCUGAGGAAUGGGAUGGUGAAGAAGGUUACGACUCUGAGGACGAGUACGUCCCCGCGCCACCCGAGAGCGUUCCCAUGGCGGUUGGAUUCCGCGACGGCCAGUACGACCUCGACAUGUCCCCAGGGCUCGAUAUGGGUGGCCUGAGCUUACUCGACAUUGACGAUCCAGAAGAAUUACCCCUCGAGUUUGGUAACGAUACCGGGGGUAUGGGGCUGCGGAUAUCGCUUGGAGCCAGUACAUACAGUACCAAGUCGAGCCCAAGCGACACGUCCAUCGCCUCGGCUAGCCGGGCGUGCCCUUUGCAGCCCAAUACACCGUCUCCUCCUCGCUGCACAAGUAUUUUCGACUCGCUAGUGCUCACGGAAAACGAAGAGGAAGAUGGUACUAUUGUCACUGCGGAUCUGGAAGCAAUCACAUUCGAUACUGCCCCAAGCCCCGCCGGGGAAACGCCCGAUCUCGAAACAUCUGAUGCGGGCGAUGAAUCGAUCUCAUCUCACGACGCGCUUGCGGAUGAUGUCGACGUCAACUCGAGCCCAGAUGCACCACGCGCAUCUUCACCGUUUGAGAGCUUAGACACGUUCUCCACCCUUGCCAAUGCUCCUCCCUCAGCAACCAAGGCUCCAACCUUCCUCGACACGACGGCAGACUUAAUCGCCUUCACUCCACUCAAACCGAACGGGCCAAGCGACAUUGAGGCUGUCGAUCCCGAUCUCUCGUACGCGUCCGACAUGGACUCCCCUGUUGGACGUGCCCCGGUUAUGAUCCCCGUCUUCGCGGUCGCUUCUCCGCCCAAGCCCAAGCCCAAGCGGUUGAACCCAAUACGUAGCCAGGAACCCAAGCUCAUUGACGACCUGGCUCAUCUUGAGGGUGACCUGGACACGGACGUGGUGUUACCGACGCUGGAUUUCCCAUUCGGGUUCGGGUUCUCUCCCUUUGCUCACUUUCCCGCUUCCUCUACAUCGCCCAACAAGAAACCAACCAAGUCACCUACCUUGUCACCCGCACAAGCUGCCAAGGCACAGAAGGUUCUUGCCAGGAAAGCCGUUGCCAAGGAGCAUCUCGAGAGCCUCUUCUCUUCCAAACUCGGCAAGUCGCGCGUUAACCAGUCCACGUCGAAGCUACUGCCUUCGGCCCAGGCCCCAUUGGCAACCAGCUCACAGUUAUCCUCCAAAGCCACCCUCCUGUUACCAGAGGUAUCCACCAAGCUGCAACACAAGUCACUCGCCAGAUCCCAGAUCCAGUCGCCAGAGCUUUCGCUAAAAGGCAAGGGCAAGGCUCCAGAGAGGACCCUCAAGCCGAUCCUCAAACCGAGCAGCAAGAUCACGCAGCCCAAACCGUUUGCGUUAAGUGCUCCAAGACAAAAGAUUCCCGUCAAGCGGCAAGCGCCUGGCGAGUCCGGCAUUUCGCGCACUUCGAGCCUCCCUCGCCCUGUGACGAAGCGACCCGCCACCACCACCACCAUUGCGAAUCCUGCCGAUCGUCCGCCCGCAAAGCUGUUCCGGAUAACUCCAAGCCGCCCUGAUGUGAGACCCGUCGAGGGCACCAAUACUCUGAAGCGGCUUCAUACGGCCAGCCAAGCUGGUGCGGCUUGUGCAGUGGUGCCCGUCGCCCUGGUUGCAGCUCCGAGUCCUCGGCCGACCCUGGGUGUGCCCUCGAGGCCCGUGCGGGAUCAAGCUCCUAGUACGGCCUGCUCAUCGUCGAACACAAUGGGAGGUGCGCUUGGUCCAGCCCUGGUGAACUCACAUGGCCAGAUGCUGUCACCAUCCAAGCCAGUCCUCGGAAAGCCGUACCGGCCAUCUGUCAUGACACCUGUUGCGUCGCGCACCAUGGCAACGCCGCAGGGUGGGCUUCCCGCUUCAUCCAGGGCAUUUAAGCUCGGUACACCGUCGCGCCCUGCCACAACGCCGUUGAAGCAGCGUGGUCGCGUGGUCGCGGCGCCAGCAGCUUUGAAGGACAAGCCCUUAAACUGCACUCCCAUCCGUGGGGAAGAACCACCAACCCCACCCAAGUGGAUCAACCAGCGGAUGGAUGUGGACGAGCCCCCUGGGCAGACGGAACUAAUUGCCGAGUCAGUGUCUGACAUGCCUGCACAAGCAGAGGCCCGCGUGAUGGCAUCUCCGCCUCCACCGACGACCGACGUGCCUCCUGCGUGGACCGCCCCGGGCACGGUGUCGUUGUCACGCGAAGGCGGCAAGGAGCACGACAGCGCACCACUGUUGGAGGACAAGGGGGCCACUGCGCCUUCGCAAGAAGGAUCGCCGCCCAACCCAUCCGAGGAGCCCGUCGAGAAUUCACCACCGGCUGACAUUCCUCCUAAACGAUCUGAGGAAGCCCCGGAUGAGACGGUGCAACAGCCAGAGUCCUGUCCGCCAGAGGCACGCCGCUCCUUGCGCACUCGCACUCCGCGUCCAUCGCAAGCGCAGGAGAGCUCUCCCAAGAGGUCCAAAGCCGCGCCCGCCGAAUCCAUCGUACCCGGCAUGUCUGAGCGUACACUCCGGACCGUGACGACCCGCAAUACCAACCGCAAUGAAGUGUACCUAUGCACGAUUGACCGCAAGGUCGUGCAUGUACAGGGAGACCGCCCGCCUUCGCCCACCUCGAAGAUACGGACGAUAGCAGAGCGCGAUGCCGAAGAGCAGAAGGAGGGCCGGGAGGCUCGUGCGAAGCGACGUGCCCGUGCGAGCAUGGGCGAGUCUGAGGACGACGAAGAAGCGGCAGACGACGAGGGUCCAAUCAUUGAGCGUGCUGUGCUCGGGCGUCGAGCACCCGGGGACGUCGAGGAAUACAUGACCCCAGCUCGCCCUGCCAAGCGUGCCAAGAUCAAGAACGGCUCGACAAGCAGCACCAGCGACAGCAAGCGGAACAGCAAGCGUGUGCGGUGGGACGAGGGGCUCCUGGUCAUCCGCGGUGGGCUGCGGGACGUGCAACCGACCCACCGGUCGCCGCCAUCAAAGAGCUGUGUGACACCCAAGGCGCGGUACGAGCUUGACGAGCAUGGCAACGCGGUGAACCGGCCAACGGAGAAACUGAAGCGUACGACGAUCACCGUUAACGCGAUGUUCUAUGCCGGCGAGGAGCCAUUGCCUUUUGACUACAACAGGACUGGGCGAGGGAAGCGCAAGGGAAAGAAGUAG
Cutaneotrichosporon cavernicola is the source of this 3624-nucleotide messenger RNA. RefSeq lists its product as uncharacterized. The transcript is spliced from 3 exons. The record is from RefSeq and is a predicted model, not a curated record. Bases 1 to 3624 code for a protein of 1207 amino acids. Lineage: Eukaryota; Fungi; Basidiomycota; Tremellomycetes; Trichosporonales; Trichosporonaceae.